GCUAACCUUUGACCCCCAGCAGGCUCGCGCCCUCAUGCAGAGUUUUGCGCGGUUUUGCGUUGUUGUCGACCAGGGCAGGAGUUUUGCCGCAGUUUUGGACAAGAAAUCGAAACAUCCGCAACCAUAGUCACCAUCGGUGAAGAUGCAAUCACCAGGCAGUCUUCCUGCAGGCAACAGGGGCCUCGGCAAACCCUGCCUCCACAUGAAGCCCAGCCCCACCCUACAGCUGCGGCCCAGCCAGGUCAGCUGUCCACAGUGUGAGUACAGCUCACCUCUCAACCUGCACCACAGCUCAGGCCUGCCAGGUGCUCCAGGUGCAGCCUGUAUGCACACCUCCCCUCCUGCAGGUGUCAGGUAUGACACAGGUGCAGACGGGCAGGGUGGGACAGGGAUGGAUGCAUCCAUGGUGACACAUCACGACAGCGGACAGGACAUGUACGGUGCGGCUCAGAGCGACUAUCUGUCAGCCAGUCCUGUGGAUCAGAAGCCUGUGGAGACUACCGAAGGCCCGAGUCCCAACAAAAAGGGUUCUGCUAAGGGCAGCAAGUCUCACAAGGCAAAGGCUGUGAAAGAUGCAGACAAACCCUACAAGUGUGAGGACUGUUCCUUCAGCUCACCACAGCGAGACAAGCUCAUCAGGCACAUCAAGACGCACACCCAGGGUCCGCGCGCACGCCCCAACCUCCGGCCCUGCGUCCACUCCUGCGCCCAGUGUGGCUACGGCACGCCGCACAAGGACAAGCUGGUCAGGCACUUACGGACUCACAGUGGGGAGAAGCCCUUCAAGUGUCCGCAGUGCACGUACGCGUCGUCACGCAAGGACAAGCUGGUGCGCCACAUGGCCACCCACACGGGAGAGAAACCGCACAAGUGCCCGCAGUGUACCUACGCCACAGCUCGCAAGGACAAGCUCAACAGACAUGUGCUGACUCACAUCAAGUAGAGACAGAUUAUCCCUAACUAACAGUUCACCUGUACAUUAUACAUUGCUGUGGUAGUCUGUAGUUUUAGCUGGGUUCAGGGUUAUUUGUGUCAGAAGCCCAUUAAGUAUACAUUUGUACUUGAUCAACUUAGUUCAGACACAUAACCUACACUCCACUUACUGAAUAGUAUAUUGUGAGUACAUAUAGUGUAGAUCAUGAGGGUAAUACAUGUACCAUAUGUAUAGUAAUGUGCAACACAAAACAACUAGUAGACUUUUGGUGACAAUAUCCAGGGCUGAUGUUCAAAUUUCUGAACUUUGUCUGUUUACCAUCCCACUUUAUGCUCAAGCAAAAAUAGGAAUCAGAAACAAAGGAAUGCUUAUUUUUUAUAUUGAUAAUGAUAUAAACACAGCAGUGUGCGUUAAGGUUUUUACUGUACAUUUAUGUUGAAGGUUUUACAUAUCCUCUACUACAGGUUUUGGUAUUAUUAAGGAGUUUCAUGAUGCCUCAAAACAAUGAGGUUAAUCUCUCUGCUUGAAAGGACUUGCAUGGGACACUACAUACUACUUAGCUUGUCUAUCCCAUGAUGUUCAUGUUAUGAAUUAAUGAAAAGUCUGUAUCUGUACUAUUGAUUUCCACAUCAUUGUCAAGAAUCUAGGAUUAGCAUUUUCUGCUUAUGUUCCAAGCUUUACUAGCCAUACUUUCUCAUACCAGGAACAUUACAUGUACAAGUGGUGUAAUAGAAAUAAAAUGAAUUGUAGCUCAUGUAGUUAGUUUCACGCAAAAAAUAACUUUCUUCUCUCAUCCUUUAAAUGAAACAUGUAACUUCUAUGUCAAUAUUUUAAUUUUUUUUGUACCCUAGUAGAGCAACAAUGCUUUUUGCAUGAAUCUGCAUUCUGGUUAGAUUUUUCCAUUGGCCCAUACGUAUGCAAUCCAAUUGGUUACAUACCGGUAGCACUUGUGAACACUGAUGAAAUACAUGUUAAAAUGUAAUAACAAAGUUAGGAUUAACAUUAGACAUAAAUGCUAUGUUUAAAGAUGAUGGUCAAUUAUUUUAUGGAUAUGGUAAUUUUUGGGGCAAUGUAUGGAGAUUCAAAUAUCUAAAACAAACAAAAACCUAGCUGAUUUUUCAGGCAACGUAAUACUAAAAAUGUGAGUAAUUUCAUCAUAUCCAGUUUGCAUUGAUUGUAGCAACCUUAUGGUUUUAUGUAAGGCAUGAAUUACUAGUAGUUACUUAUAUUUUAUUCAAAGUUGUUCAAAACUUUCAUUCUGACCAUUGUAGUACUAGCCUUCCUUUUUUGACAAGGUCAACUGUAGAGUGAUUAGACUGCUUAUGACAACUGAGACUGAUUAAAAUGUUACCUUUUCCUGAGUCCAAA
Messenger RNA from Branchiostoma belcheri (Belcher's lancelet), 2302 nucleotides. RefSeq names its product RE1-silencing transcription factor B-like. NCBI's taxonomy places the organism in Eukaryota, Metazoa, Chordata, Leptocardii, Amphioxiformes, Branchiostomatidae. The transcript is spliced from 2 exons. Bases 143 to 943 code for a protein of 266 amino acids. The record is from RefSeq and is a predicted model, not a curated record. Gene Ontology annotation, molecular function: DNA-binding transcription factor activity, RNA polymerase II-specific; RNA polymerase II transcription regulatory region sequence-specific DNA binding. Gene Ontology annotation, cellular component: nucleus. Gene Ontology annotation, biological process: regulation of transcription by RNA polymerase II.